AAAAAAAAACAACAACACCACCACCACCGUGGAAGCGGAGUCGCGUCUGGGAUUGUGUAACCGCGACCUGGAUGCCCCCAGACCCCCGCAGCAGUCCUCCUCAUGGGCCUUCAUCGCUGAUCUGCAGCCACAUCUGGUCGACAGCGCGGCGGUAUCUUUGGGCUCUGAUGGUACUAGCUGAACAGUGACCGCUACCUGCCUGAGGACACCGGCUGCCCAAUUCCCUUCACCAUGUCUGGGAUGCACACACCAUGGUCGUCUGGCACAGAGUGUGUAGCCAAGUACAACUUCCAGACUGCCAACGAACAGGACCUGCCUUUCUGUAAAGGGGAUUUACUGACCAUCAUCGGAGCCACCAGGGAUCCCAACUGGUACAGAGCGAGAAACACAGUGGGCAGAGAGGGCACCAUCCCGGCUAACUAUGUCCAGAAAAGGGAAGGAGUCAAGUCAGGAGGGAAGCUCAGUCUUAUGCCCUGGUUCCACGGGAAGAUAACUCGGGAGCAGGCCGAGCGGCUCCUCUACCCGCCGGAGACGGGCUUGUUCCUGGUGAGGGAGAGCACCAACUACCCCGGCGACUACACCCUGUGCGUCAGCUGCGACGGCAAGGUGGAGCACUACCGCAUCAUCUACCACAACGGCAAGCUCACCAUAGACGAGGAGGAGUACUUCGAGAACCUCAUGCAGCUGGUCGAGCACUACACCAAAGACGCCGAUGGCCUCUGCACCCGGCUGAUCAAACCCAAGUUGAUGGAGGGAACGGUGGCAGCACAAGACGAGUUCUCAAGGAGCGGCUGGGCCUUGAACAGAAAGGAGCUGAAACUCCUGCAGACCAUUGGCAAAGGGGAGUUUGGAGAUGUGAUGGUAGGGGACUACAGAGGGAACAAGGUGGCGGUCAAGUGUAUCAAAAAUGACGCCACAGCGCAGGCUUUCAUCGCCGAGGCCUCCGUCAUGACGCAACUGAGGCACAACAACCUGGUGCAGUUACUAGGGGUAAUUGUCGAGGAGAGGGGCAGUCUCUACAUCGUCACAGAGUACAUGGCAAAGGGCAGCCUAGUGGACUACCUGCGCUCCCGAGGACGGACGGUGCUCGGCGGAGACUGCUUACUCAAGUUCUCGCUUGACGUGUGUGAAGCCAUGGAGUACCUGGAGGCCAACAACUUCGUCCACAGAGACCUGGCGGCCCGCAACGUGCUGGUGUCCGACGACAACAUCGCCAAGGUCAGCGACUUCGGCCUCACCAAGGAGGCGUCCUCCAUACAGGACACGGCCAAGCUGCCCGUCAAGUGGACCUCCCCCGAGGCGAUAAGGGAGAAGAGGUUUUCCACCAAGUCCGACGUCUGGAGUUAUGGAAUCCUACUUUGGGAGAUCUACUCCUUCGGGCGCGUGCCUUACCCUAGAAUUCCGCUGAAAGAGGUGGUGCCCCGGGUGGAGAAGGGAUACAAGAUGGACGCCCCAGACGGCUGCCCGCCCGUGGUGUACGACCUGAUGAAGCAGUGCUGGACCCUGGACUCUGUCGUGCGGCCCUCCUUCCGCAUGCUGAGGGAGAAGCUGCAGCAUAUCAGAGCCAAGGAGCUCUACCUGUGAAGAGGAGGCACGGGGAGGGGGAGAGGAGGAGGAGGGGGAGGAGGGGGGCGAGACACAGUGGUGGUGGUAGGAGGAGGAGGAGGAGAAGAAGAAGAAAAAGAGGGACCACAGCAUCUUCCUCCUGCCCGCCCAGCCCGCUGACCUGUGGGACUGCCAUACUGUGUGCCCCCCCCCUCCCCUUUGACCUAAGGCGGCCUCGCCAGCCGCCCUCUGCCUCCACACAAGGACCGUUUCCUGUUUGUGUCGUAAAGCUUUUGCCAGACUGUUUCCUCUCUUCUCGACGGGCCACCGCCCUUUCCUCACUCUGUCCCCUCCGCCGCUGCUCGCCCUCUCUCUAUCUCUUCUCUCUUGGUCCAAGUUUCUCUUCCUCCCUCACCUGGAAGACCCCUUUUUUCGCUCUUGUUUUUUUUCCCCCUCCCCUCCUCCUCCUCUCCUGAACAUGACAUUAACUGGAGGGGAGGCUGGCCUUUAUCCUCCACGUUUUUCAGGUGCUCUUUCUUCUUCUUCUUCUUCUUCUUCUUCCUUCUUCUUCUUCCUCCUUCGUCCUCCACCAUCAUUCCUGGAUCUCUGCAUCGCCGUGUUGCUCUGCAUGAAUUCGUCUCAGCUCUCUUGUCAUUCCAUCCUUCCCUCUAUCCCUCCCCUCCCUCCCCUCUCCUCCCCCCUCGGCGUGGUGUCAGGCGUGGGGCCUUCGCUCUGUGCUAAAGUGCCUCCAGUCUACAGAGCUCCAGAUUUCCCUCCAGCACUUCUUUCAACUGGACUGUUGUAGUUUGAUUUUUUUUUUAUUCCUUUUUUUAAGAGAUCUUUUUUUAUUGCUUUCAUUUUUUUUCAGGGAGGUUAUCAAACCAUUUUUUUUAUUUUAGUGCCAUCUCUUGCACCUCCAUCGUCACCCUAUCAGACUGGGAUUUUUUUUGUUGUUGCCACGUAUCCAUGAAGAGAGCGUGAACAGGAAGAAAGAGGAUUUUUUCGGGGGCCAGUGUCAUGUUUGUCCUCUAACCAAUACAGGACUGGG
Messenger RNA from Anoplopoma fimbria (sablefish), 2593 nucleotides. RefSeq names its product tyrosine-protein kinase CSK. The transcript is spliced from 13 exons. The coding region runs from base 232 to 1584 and encodes 450 amino acids. Gene Ontology annotation, molecular function: ATP binding; protein tyrosine kinase activity; protein binding. NCBI's taxonomy places the organism in Eukaryota, Metazoa, Chordata, Actinopteri, Perciformes, Anoplopomatidae. Gene Ontology annotation, biological process: regulation of Fc receptor mediated stimulatory signaling pathway; protein phosphorylation; adherens junction organization. The record is from RefSeq and is a predicted model, not a curated record.